GUUUACAGUUAGGUUCUAGCGUCCGAUACCGGAGAGAAUUACCAUUAAAUUAAAGCAAAAAAAAAAAGAAACGACAUUUCUGCGUCUUAAAUCGGACCGCAAUUCGGUUAAAAAAAGAUCAAGAAACGCUUGAAUCUUGUGGAUUAUUAUUGGAUUUCUAUUUGGAUUUUACUGUUUCUCUCUGCUGUUUUCAUUCAACAGGUAAAAACCAGUUUCACCAUGAAGUUGACAGGAAUAUUUCUGCUAUUGAUGCUUUGGACCUGCGAGAGCGUACGAGUUGCAGAGAGCCGAGACGACAAUAGCGUGUACGACCUGUUCGAGCUGGUCCAAAUCCCCAAGAAGAACCACGGAGUGACCCUAGUGAAGGGCGACGACCCAUACAGUCCCGCCUACAAGAUCCUCAACCCGGACCUGAUCCCCGAGCUCCCCGAGAGCUCCUUCAGGGACCUCAUCGAUUCCAUCCACGCCGAGAGGGGAUUCCUUCUCCUCCUCAACUUCAAGCAGUUCAAGCGGACCAGGGGCUCCCUUCUGACGGUGGAAAAGCGUGACGGAUCCGGAGCCGUGUUCGAGAUAGUCUCCAACGGGAAAGCGAACACCCUGGAUGUGGUUUUCUCUACAGUGAAUAAGCAACAGGUGGUGUCGAUAGAAGAUGUGGACUUGGCAACAGGCCACUGGAAGAAUAUUACGCUGUUUGUGCAGGAGGACCGGGCGCAGCUGUAUGUUGGCUGUGAGGAGGUGAACACGGCGGAACUGGACGCUCCCAUCCAGAGCAUCCUCACUCAGGAGACUCCCAUCACAGCGCGUCUCAGAAUCGGGAAGGGAGCGGUGAAGGACCGGUUCAUGGGGGUGCUCCAAAACGUUCGCUUUGUCUUUGGAACCAGUUUAGAAGCGAUACUGCGCAACAAAGGAUGCCAAAACUCUGUUCUGACUGAUAGAAUCCUCAUUAUGGACAACCCCAUCAAUGGGUCCAGCCCUGCCAUUAGGACGGACUACACUGGCCACAAAACUAAAGACCUGCAGAUGAUCUGUGGGUUCUCCUGUGAGGACCUGGCUGGCAUGUUCAAGGAGCUGAAGGGGUUGGGAGUGGUGGUGAAGGAGCUGUCCAAUGAGCUGCGCAAAGUGACGGAUGAGAACAAGCUGUUGAUGAACAGAGUGGGGAUCCACAGUGGAGUCUGUCUACACAACGGCAUCGUCCACAAGAACAAGGCCGAGUGGACCGUCGACGACUGCACCGAGUGCACUUGUCAGAACUCUGCCACAGUAUGCCGCAAGAUCUCCUGCCCGCUGAUCCCCUGUGCCAACGCCACCGUGUCCGAUGGAGAGUGUUGCCCGCGCUGUGGAACACUGAGUGACUAUGCGGAGGACGGCUGGUCCCUCUGGUCUGAAUGGACACACUGUUCCGUGUCUUGUGGGCGGGGCAUCCAGCAGAGAGGCCGUUCCUGCGAUCGCAUUAACAACAACUGCGAAGGAACCUCCGUCCAAACCAGGGACUGCUACCUUCAGGAGUGUGACAAACGCUUCAAGCAGGACGGUGCCUGGAGCCACUGGUCCCCCUGGUCUUCCUGCUCGGUCACCUGUGGGGCGGGUGACAUCACCCGUAUCCGUCUCUGCAACUCCCCCACACCCCAGCUGGGAGGCAAGGACUGCCAAGGAGAGGGGAGACAGACUGAGAAGUGCACCAAGUCACCCUGCCCCAUCAACGGUAACUGGGGACCCUGGUCGCUAUGGGAUACCUGCUCUUCCACCUGUGGAGGAGGAGCCCAGACACGUAAACGUCUCUGCAAUGACCCCGCCCCCAAAUAUGGUGGUAAGGAGUGCCAGGGCGACUCCAAGGCCAGUCAGCUGUGCAACAAGAACGCCUGUCCCGUCGAUGGUUGUCUGUCUAACCCCUGCUUUCCUGGGGCCAAGUGCACCAGCUUUCCCGAUGGAACAUGGAGUUGUGGGAAAUGUCCCACUGGUUACUCUGGUGACGGCAUCAAGUGCAAGGACAUUGACGAGUGUAAAGAGGUUCCUGACGCUUGCUUCGUGUUCAACGGAGUGCACCACUGUGAGAACACUGACCCUGGCUACAACUGUCUGCCCUGUCCCACACGCUACUCUGGACCUCAGCCCUUCGGCAGGGGAGUGGAGGAGGCCGCCGCCAAGAAACAGGUGUGUACACCACGUAACCCCUGCUUGGAUGGGAGCCACGACUGCAACAAGAACGCCCGCUGUAACUACCUGGGACACUUUGCCGACCCCAUGUACCGCUGUGAGUGUAAGCCUGGCUAUGCUGGGAACGGACACAUCUGUGGUGAGGACACGGACCUGGACGGAUGGCCCAACCAAGACCUGGUCUGUGUGGAGAACGCCACCUACCACUGCAAAAAGGACAACUGCCCCAACCUUCCCAACUCAGGCCAAGAAGACUACGACAAGGAUGGUGUUGGUGACGCUUGUGACAACGAUGAUGACAAUGAUGGCACCAGUAGGCAGCAUGCUAAUGUAAAUGUCCAUUUACCUCUACAGGUUGACUCUGAUGACGACCGUGUGGGAGACAAGUGUGACAGCAACCAGGACAUCGAUGAGGACGGCCACCAGAAUAACCUGGACAACUGCCCCUACAUCCCCAACGCUAACCAGGCUGACCAUGACAAAGACGGCAAGGGAGACGCCUGCGACCACGAUGAUGACAACGACGGGAUCCCUGAUGAGAAAGACAACUGCAGACUGGCCUUCAACCCUGACCAGCUCGACUCUGAUGGUGAUGGUCGCGGAGAUGUUUGCAAAGACGACUUUGACCAAGACAAUGUGCCUGAUAUCUACGACGUGUGUCCGGAGAACUUUGACAUCAGCGAGACGGACUUCAGGAAGUUCCAGAUGGUUCCCCUGGACCCCAAGGGAACUUCCCAGAUCGACCCCAACUGGGUGGUCAGACAUCAAGGCAAAGAGCUGGUCCAGACCGUCAACUGUGACCCUGGCAUUGCUGUUGGUUUUGAUGAGUUCAACUCCGUGGACUUCAGUGGUACCUUCUUCAUCAACACAGAGAGAGAUGAUGACUACGCCGGCUUUGUGUUCGGCUACCAGUCCAGCUCUAGGUUCUACGUGGUGAUGUGGAAGCAGAUCACACAGACUUACUGGAGCAACAAACCCACCAAGGCUCAGGGAUACUCAGGACUGUCCAUCAAGGUGGUCAACUCUACUACUGGACCUGGAGAGCACCUCAGGAAUGCUCUCUGGCACACGGGCAACACCCCAGGACAGGUGAGGACUCUGUGGCACGACCCUAAGAAAGUUGGCUGGAAAGACUUCACAGCCUACAGAUGGCACCUGAUCCACAGACCAAGAACAGGACACAUCAGAGUGGUCAUGUACGAGGGGAAGAAGAUCAUGAAGGAUUCUGGGAGCAUAUACGACAAGACGUAUGCAGGCGGAAGACUAGGUCUCUUUGUCUUCUCGCAAGAGAUGGUAUACUUCUCAGACCUCAAGUAUGAAUGCAGAGAUGCAUAAUUGCACGGAGCAGGAAGCUCUUGGAACAAUGCACCUUUCUGUAUAAAUAUGAACAAUAUGUAUUCCAAUACAAAGUCCAGGGACUGUUUUUUUCUACUACUCUUUUCUUCUGUGGCACUCACACUGAAGGGAGCGAGGGUGGAAGGCCUGUUGUGGUCAGCCUCGGGGUAAAUUGUUUCUGGUUUGGACAGAGAACCAUCCGGGUGACUGCCAGUCGAAGAUCAGAGAAGCCACUCCUACCCACCCAGAGCAGGUAGAGCCGGAAAAAAAACAGCCCGUUUGCUUUGCCUGAGUGAGACCGACCGAUGUUCCCAACCGACCGGCCGAUCUCUCUCUGAUCUGAAAGACCUCAUUCAUCCCUGUGCGGGAAAGUCUCCCGAUAGACGACUAUGCACUUCCAAACCUUUACAUCUCUCUCGCUAUCCCUCUUUCUAUCCAUCUCUUUUUUCUUCUGGAAUGGACGUCCCAAAGAAAGACCAUGUAAUGUUCCGUUUAUAUAAAAACAAAUCUAGGCGGAUGUAGGUUCUGAACGAUACAACUCUGAUGAUGAGUUGUUUUUGGCUCAGUGGUUGAAGAAUGCAAUAAGACUUUUUUUACUUUAAGUUUUGUCAGGAAAGGGCUUGUAGCCCUUGAAAGUCAGUUGCGUAACAACAAGAUAUGGAGGAUGGUGUAUGUAUGAUGUAUAUACGAAUGUUUAUGUGUGUAAAUAAGAAGACAUAUAACGCUUGCUUUUACCCCUCUAUAAAUGUUCCCUUGGAAGACAAAAAGAAAACAAACCAAAAUUAAAACGAGCCAAAAUACUUUUUGUCAAAUA
This is a messenger RNA of Salvelinus sp. IW2-2015, 4303 nucleotides long. NCBI's taxonomy places the organism in Eukaryota, Metazoa, Chordata, Actinopteri, Salmoniformes, Salmonidae. The record is from RefSeq and is a predicted model, not a curated record.